Molecule: messenger RNA, 435 nt
Organism: Lathyrus sativus (Indian pea)
Lineage: Eukaryota; Viridiplantae; Streptophyta; Magnoliopsida; Fabales; Fabaceae
Source: the annotation of a GenBank genome assembly
AUGAACAGUUCAGAAGGAACCCGCAACAGUACGGGAUUCGACCGCGUUACACACCUGCAGAGUGAUCCCAGAACGGUGCAGCAAUUGGCAACAUCAAAACGCAUCCAACAAUACGCCCAAAAAAACUGUAUUCAGUAUGAAAGAAAAUCACAAAAGAAACAGCAAAACGGUUACCGUAACUACCGCGCCAAAAGAACGCUCUGCAUCUCCAUUACUGAUUCCCCAAAACCGCCACCAGAGAGAAUAGCAUUUAUCUUUCCCGUGAUCAACGCCUCUGCGUACAUCGCACUUGUGGUGACUGGUACUGGGAAAGCAGAUAUGGUUCACUCUGUGCUGAGUGGAUUUGAAACAGCUGAUAGGCUUCCUGCUGCAUUAGUUUCACCUGAAGGGGAGUUGAAAUGGUUCGUAGACAAAAGUGCAGCAUCAAAGCUGUAG